AUGUCGCUGAGGGCACAUGGUUCCGAGGCUGAUUAUCAUAUACAACAGUUGAUUGAUCUCUUCAGAGAGAUUGAUGCCGCUCAGGAUCCCACGCCAUCGAGCAAGUACAUCCCACGCAUCAAGGCAGUAGAGACCAUCGAUGAGCCGCCAAAGGUGUCCAAGCUCCUCAAGAACAAAGCGCGACAGUGGAUGAUUGACCCGCACUGGUUGGCAGUCGAGACGAACCAGCAAUACGAUGUUGAGAGUCGUAUCGUGAACAGUGGCAGGGCAUGGGGCGAUGAUGAAGAUCUGGAAGAGACUUUGGAGAAGCAGAAGCGAAUGAGAGAAGAGAAGGCUGUGAUUGUGAAGAACAAGAAAGCGCGCCUCGCUGAAAAUGCACAGGAUAAGGGAGAAGGAUCAUCGAAGCAGAAGGUGGCGAAGAAGAAAGGGAAGGGAAAGAUAGUGAAGGUGAGCACUGGAGGGGAUGCGGGCAAAGGUCAAAACGCUGCCGAGGACGACGACGAUGACCUGUACUUCGAUGAUUAG
Molecule: messenger RNA, 525 nt
Organism: Sparassis crispa
Lineage: Eukaryota; Fungi; Basidiomycota; Agaricomycetes; Polyporales; Sparassidaceae
Exons: 1
Coding region: 1-525 (174 amino acids)
Source: RefSeq, a predicted model, not a curated record